AAUUGAUAUGUUUGGAGCAGAGUAUGAAGUAGUGAAUAGGUGGAUAGCGUAUUUUAUUCUUUUCACUUAAAUAAUUACCCAAUAAUACGGCUUUCAUUCUCUGUCAAACAGACCAAAAGAAAAAAAGGCAGAAUAUUUCCUCUCGCAUUACAGAAUCGCCGCCCAUCAUCAUUCCGGAGCUAGGGUUUUCUUUUCAUCAUCCUAACCCUAACCCUAACCCUAAUAAUCCCAACAGAUUUCGAGGUGCCAGCUCCGUGUUCCUAUGUUUGCUUUGAAAUUGUUUCUUUUAUGCUUGCUUUGUCAAGCUUUGUCAGUUGGCUCAUCUUCUCCAUCAGUUUUGUGUUUGUCAUUUAUGCUUCGUUUCAUUAGGAUCUCCGCAACUCUCGUGGUUAUCUUUCUCUGAGGAUUUGUUUGAGUGAUAUUUGCUUUCUCUUCCUUUUUUUUUUUUCUCUUUUUGUUGAAAACUUGAAAUUUCGUGUAUGCGUUCAAUUUUCCCCCUUCUUUCUUUCCUUCCUUUUUUUUUUUUUUUUGUCUUCAGGUAAGGGGUUGAAGAUUUUCAGUGGUGAUUAGUUUUGAAUUUGAUAGUGUUGUCCUCCACUGUCCCCAUUGUGAACAUAAAUUGUCGGUCGUAAAAGGUUUCACUAAAUUUUAAAAUCCUGCCUAACAUUUUUUUUAGGAAUAUAAUUAUCAAAUGAUGUAAAUUGUUUCGACUUUUUGUCAGUUUCUCUAAUUGCAAAUUAUUGUCUAAAAUUAUUGUUUUUUGAUCCAUCAGGCCCUCUGCCUCAGUGCAUGUAGUUGUUAUUCUUCAACCCUGAUGUCUUAUUUUAGAAAAAAAAAGAGGUAAAAUGCUGUCACAAAUCAUUUGUAAGGGGAUAGUCUGUAGUUAUGGUCUCACAACUUCGGUGACAGUAUCCUAAUCUCAAAGAUUCAGUAAUUGAACUGAUCACCACAUGAAUCUUGGUCAAAUGCCUCUCAAUUGUUCCCAGAAACUUCUAAUAAUUGAAUAAAUAUUAGUUUUUUGCCCUAGUUAACUAUAUAGGAUGCUUGUGAGAUGAAACACCCAAUGCAAGAAAAUAUAGAACACUGUUCAAUGCAUAAAGCCAUGGUUCAUUGAACCAGAAAACCACAUUGAUUGUCAGAUAGGUUUAGAAGUGAUAAUGAACAAGUUCUCUUGUUAACUUCUUAGAGCUCACUUGGUAUCCCACAGUUGAGAGUUAAGACUGCCAUAAUUGUUGAGAAGUUGAUCCUUUUUAAUGUUUUCCCCUAGAUUUAUAGGGCAUUAUUUGGAAUAGCUUCAAGUUGAUACUUUUUAAUGUUUUCCCCUACAUUUAUAGGGCAUCAUUUGGAAUAGCUUCAUAUUUUUGGCUUUAACCGGAAGAUGAAGCCAAAGUCAUAAUUUUCAAAUGGCAACAUUAGUAUUAUAAAAGUUUUAUUAAAUAUGAAAGAACUUCUUACAUAAGCCAAAAUAAAGCUUCUACAAUAAGUAACAUUUUCUUAACUUCCAUAUUAAGUUUUUAUUUAUUUAUUUAUAAGUCAUAAGCUCUUUGAACAAAAUCAACGAAACAGACUUAGAAGCUCUUAUUGAGCUUAAAAAAAAGCUUUUGACUUCUAAGAAGUCAAUCCAAACAGAGCCUACCUAAGCCCCUCAAAUAAUGGGGUUUCCACAUGGCAGAAACUCUUUUGUGAAAGACAUUGAUAUUUAAGGGAGUGGAAUUUGUCUCUUUUUUAACUGCUUUAUUGGUAGAGGUGGACUGAUACGGUGUUUGUUUGCCUUUUGAUGGGUGGGAUGUUUUUUAUAUACAUAAUAUAUAAUAGGGUUUUCCUGCCUUAUUGGCCCUUUGAAUGAUAGCUUCUUUUACCUAUCAAACAAACAAAAAAAAAGAUUAGGGAGACGAAAACAAUAUAGGCUUUGUAAUCGAUUUAUAUUGCAUGGAAAAAGAAGGAUAAAUAGUUGUCUCAUUGUCAUGUUGUUGUCACCACUAGUUUGCAAUUGGGAAAAGAAUAAUAUGUUGUGUGAUCUAUGGUAUCUACAAGAAACUGUAGUCAAUAUGGAUAAUGUAAAAUGGAGAGGGGAGGCUUCUGUCCACUCAGCUUGUGUAGAUGAUGGUUGAUACUUCUGUCCAUUGAGAGGAAAUCUGUAUAUAAUAAGUCUAACAUAUGGUCGCAUGAUAUACACAGAUUUUUUUAUAGGUAAUAAGAGGGCUUACAUUAUAAACAUUUAAAAACGUGAAAACAGUACACACGAAAUAUACACAAUGCCCCAAAAAGGCUAGGCAGUAAGAAUACAUGAUUUACAUAUAUAGAUUAAUGGACUUAAAUUAAAUCUGUGAGUGAUAUUCUGUAAAACCUCUGCACGAUCGAUGUUAAAUGCAACCAAUGAGAUAGAUCUUGAAUCCUUCUUAUUCUUUGAUUCCAUUUGCAAAAUCAGGCAAUACAACAAUAUAUUAUAUUAAAGAUAUUUCAAAAGAAUUUUUUUUUUUUUUUUUAAUUACAAAAAGUACCAAAAUAAAGAACAUUUUUCUGGUGACAUUUGCUAGACACUAUGAACUUAAGGAAUUGCCUGAGGAUUGUUUUAGUUCCAUGAGAAACAGGGUUUUGAAUAAAAAUAGUUGGAAUUUUAAUACUUGCAAGCUUAGUUGAAUUUAUCUAACCCUAUGGUUAGUUGUUAAUUAGAGAACUCAGGAUUUUUCUUCUCUUCCCUUUUAUAAAUUGCUUUGCACUCCACACUGGUACAUAAUGCCCUUUCUUUUAUGCCACUUUUGCGUGUUAUCUUUAAGCUAGGGACUUUGUUGUCCUGGUCUUAACAUGCUCCACCUCUCAGGCUAAAUACUUUUAUGGAAUGCUGCCUUGAAUGAAGUGCAACAGGAGAGCAAGCAACAAGCUGAGUCUUCUGGAGUGGUAAAUUUAACCAGAAAGUUGCACAAUCACCAGUGGAUUUUGAAGUGCUCGUGUAUAUGCUUUAUUGUAACAUGAGAGUUCAAUAGUCCAACUUGUGGGAUUCACUCUGCUGGGAAGUUAUUAACCUCAGUCGAAUUUUUCUUUGAUGAGAAAUACUGGUUUCAAUCCUUGAUAGGCUUGCACUAGAUCACGAUACUUCUUUACUGUUGCCAAUAGAAAAUAGCUAACACGGGUGCACUUUGUUGUGUGGCCGCUGGGCCACAUGGAGCAAAAACAAAUACAGGUGGAGACCACUCCACAGAUCAUGGAGAACCACAAUGGCGGACAAACUCUAGCUUUUCUCCUCCUCCAUUGCGGACAUGGGAUUGUAGAUUGCAAUCAGACGGUUUGCCUCAUGGGUCCUAUGGUGCUCCAGAACAUGGUUCAUCAUUUUCCUUAAAUAGCAAAGAAAACAGAAGUGGGGUGGACAGCGAUAGGUAUGCUAACCAUCAUCAUUCUGUGUCUGACGGUGCACUUUCCUAUUCUGGUAGUCCACCUGAUAAUUACCAGGCACCCCGCUGGACCUCACCAAUGCUGAAAUUCAAUCUUGGGGAGUUUGCUACUUCUUCCAUGGGAGGAUCAAGGUCCGAGGCCUUUUGGCUUCCCCACUCCAACGAGAGACGGUAUACUGCUAGAGCAUCUGCAACAUCUCACAGUUUUGGGUCCCCAUCCUCACUUCCUGAGUCUUGCCAGUGGGAAUUAUCUACAAAACAGUCUCUUUCUCUCCCCAAUCGCAACUCCUCUGGUCGGCGCUCCUUUAUGUCAAAACCUGUUUACCCAUUAGUGUUUCGCAACCCUGUUUCAGACUGUGAAGCCUUUGGUGAUGCAGAGAGACCUAGCCUUGGCAGGCUCACACCUAGUGAUGAUCGGAUCCCACCAUCUCAUUGGCCUGACAGCAAUUCAAGUACUGAGCACAAGUUCCAUAGAAGCCUCACAGAGCUUCAAAAGUUGGAGACAUCGCCUGAUCCCAGUGCGAGCUCUAGAAGGGAGGGUUUCAGGUGGAGCAGUGCCAGUAGUUUUGACAUGGGGUUUGACGGAGAAACCUUUGACAUGGCGGAGCACAUGGAUGUAGAAAGCCAGAGAUCCCCUGUCUGUCCUGUGGGAGAUCAAAGGUGUGGAAUUUGCGGAAAACUUUUAUGGCAGAAAUCUCCAUGGAGUUCACAUCGAAUCAUGAGAGGUAGUGACAUGCCAAUUGCUGGGAUACUACCCUGCAGCCACGUGUUUCAUGCAGAAUGCUUGGAGCAAAUGACCCCAAAGGCCCAGAUUCAUGACCCUCCAUGCCCCAUGUGCUUGAAAACAAUUGGAACAUUGGAGGAAUCCCCGGCUGUGUCGGAACCCUUGCAGAUGGCUUUAAGAACAGUAAGGCGGAGCAGAGGGGUUGUGAUAAGUGGUGGCCAAGGAAACCACAGGAAUGAUGAAGCUUCAUGCAAUGACAAUGACAAAGAAAGUGUGAGAAGGAAGUGGCUUUGGACAGUGCCUCGCCCAAACGGGGGCAGUGGCUCCUUGCUAAAGAAUCAUCUUAAAAAGCAUUUCAAGUUUAAAGGGAAAAUGGGUCAAGAUUUCUUCAAUAGAAAGGUUUUCUGCAGGAAUGGGAACGGGGCAUCAUCUUCUACCUCAGUCCAAUAGUUUCAUUUAUGUUAUUCACUUGAUUGUAGUUUUCACUGAGUGACAUUAGAAUUUUGUAGGAUUUUACAUGCGUGUUGAACUGUCUUUUUCUUUUUCUUUCUUUUUUUCAUUUUUUUCUGUUUCCUUUUAGCCCUCUUGAGAUAUAAGCAUCUGGGAAAAGUAUACUAGUUUUAAGAGUUAAGUUACCAAUUUUAAUAUUAAUUCCGAUCAAUGUAAGUUCUGGCUACUGUUGUUGGCGAUGGUGAUUGGAUUCAUGGAUUCCAUUCUCACAUUUUGAUUUUUGAGGCCUUUCUUUUCAUGUGCAUCAAUCAGACAACAAUCAGAAAAUUUCAGCCUAGUUAUGUGUUUGCUACUAUCGAUUCGGCAAGACAUUCCAGGAAUAAACAAACAUAUCAUAACACCCAAUGGACCUUCAAAGUUCAAACUAUAAUUUUACAUGUAAAAUUUUGGCUGUACACAUUUUCCAAUCACAUUGGACAGGGCUCUCUCUGACGACAUCCUCCGAUCCGAUCCAACAUUUUCUCAACAUGUCGUUCAUUUC
Messenger RNA from Vitis vinifera (wine grape), 5104 nucleotides. RefSeq lists its product as uncharacterized. The record is from RefSeq and is a predicted model, not a curated record. The transcript is spliced from 4 exons. Bases 3469 to 4563 code for a protein of 364 amino acids. NCBI's taxonomy places the organism in Eukaryota, Viridiplantae, Streptophyta, Magnoliopsida, Vitales, Vitaceae.